UUCCGUCUUUCCUCCACUCCACUUUACUCGCUGCGCGCGCUCUCUCUCUCUCUCGCUCUCUCGCUCUCUCGCUCUCUGCUUCACCUUCGGUUUUCACUCUUUUCAAGUAUGUCGUCAUCUGAUAAGCCAGAAGAAGUAGUUGAAAGGGAUGCUAAGGAGAAAGAUGACAAGAAUGAAGAAAAGGGUGGAUUUAUUGAAAAGGUAAAGGACUUUAUUCAUGACAUUGGUGAGAAGAUUGAAGAAGCCAUUGGAUUUGGGAAACCCACUGCAGAUGUUACAGGGAUUCACAUUCCUAAAAUUAAUCUUGAAAGAGCGGAUAUUGUUAUUGAUGUGCUUGUUACCAACCCAAAUCCCAUUCCAAUCCCUCUGGUUGACAUAGAUUACUUGAUUGAGAGUGAUGGAAGAAAACUGGUUUCUGGUUUGAUCCCGGAUGCCGGAACAAUCAAAGCACAUGGUUCAGAGACUGUCAAGAUUCCAGUUAGUCUCAUUUAUGAUGACAUUAAGAACACAUACAGUGAUAUCAAGCCUGGGAGCAUUAUUCCUUACAAGAUCAAGGUCAACCUUAUUGUAGAUGUGCCUGUCUUUGGAAGGUUAACUCUACCGCUUGAGAAAACAGGAGAGAUACCCAUACCUUACAAGCCUGAUAUUGAUCUUGACAAAAUACAGUUUCAGAGUUUCUCUCUUGAGGAAACUGUUGCAGUUCUUCAUUUGAAAUUGGACAAUAAGAAUGACUUUGACUUGGGCCUCAAUGGGCUGGACUAUGAGGUUUGGCUAACUGAUGUGAGCAUUGGAGGUGCAGAACUCUCCAAAUCUGCUAAAAUUGAAAAAAAUGGAAUCAGUUGCAUUGAACUUCCCAUCACCUUCAGGCCGAGGGAAUUUGGCUCAGCACUUUGGGCUAUGAUUAGAGGAAAAGGUACUGGGUACACCAUGAAAGGAAAUAUUGAUGUGGAUACACCAUUUGGAGCAAUGAAGUUACCCAUCAGCAAGGAGGGUGGGACCACACGCCUCAAGAAGGACAAAGGUGUUGGCGAAGAUGACGAUGACGAUGAUGAUGAGGAUUAGAGAAGAAUCGGAGAAGACAUUAGCUAGAGUGGUUUGUAUGAGUUUCUGUUGUUCUUUUAUUGUCCAAGGUCAUUCUAAUAAUGGAUUAUUAUGUAAUUGAGUCUGGGAUGUGAACUUUUGAUGGUAAUCUACAUAUAUCUUUGGAGGAGUUGGUAUUUAUAUAAUGAAUAUGUUUGUGCUAUAUUGUGAUAGAUAUUGCAAUUUGUCAAUUGUUUUGUUUGAA
Vitis riparia (riverbank grape) is the source of this 1285-nucleotide messenger RNA. RefSeq lists its product as uncharacterized. The transcript is spliced from 3 exons. Gene Ontology annotation, cellular component: cytosol. Gene Ontology annotation, biological process: response to desiccation. Lineage: Eukaryota; Viridiplantae; Streptophyta; Magnoliopsida; Vitales; Vitaceae. The record is from RefSeq and is a predicted model, not a curated record. Bases 109 to 1062 code for a protein of 317 amino acids.